AUGUACGAAGACUCCUGGUACAGCUUCGUGCCCGACCAUGUCCAGAAUAGAAACACCUCCACAACCCAGGCUUCCAGCCAUAGGAGGAGGGAGUCCUUGCUGCAACAACCAAAUGGCAACAAGCGAUCCGACAUAGUCGAACCUCUCGAUCAACUGUUCGAAGAACCCGAGCCCACCAUUGAGCUGCCCGAGCCCACCUUGACACGAAGGGCCAAGUCCUACUCCGACUUCUACCAUGUCGUUCAUGCCCAGCUGUCUAAAGAUGUCGCGAAAAAGCGGAGGAGGAAGAACAAGGAAAGGAGUCUAGAGGCAUUGAUGGUUGGCAAACCCGAGGAUGAUGUUAGACGUCGGGCGGUAUCACCUUCUGAGUCUCUAGACAGCGAGCUGGUGAAUGCCAGCCACCAAGAGUAUUCGCUAUACCGACAUCAGCUGGAGAUGACAGAGCGUCACCUAGACACGUUGAUCACCGAUGCGAAUGGCGCGCUGCAUCUUUUUACCUCCCUAGCAGACUCUUUUCGGGCUGUCGAGUCACAGACCUCUUCAUUUCAAGCCCAGUGCGACGAUCUCGUAUCCGAGGAAAGGCGAUUGCAGAAGCUGGCUGACGAUGUUGGCACGGAUCUACACUACUACGCAUAUUUAGAUGGGGUGACCAGGAGACUCAAUGCGCCCGGGGCAGGCCGACUCGUGAAUCACGAGAGUUUCGGGGAUAUACUGACCAACUUGGAGGCUUGCAUAGCCUUCAUGGAAAAACACCCGGACUACCGGGAUGCCGAGUCGUACUUGGCAAGAUACCAAUCGCUGCUUACCAAGGCGCUUCAUUUACUUGAGGUCGGCUUCAUGAAUCACCUGAAUCGCAUUUCUUCCGAGAUAUCGAAGCAGAUAUCAUCCACUCAAUCCGAAGCUGCAAGACAUGCACUCGCAUAUGGGCGUAGCGAGGAGAUGAUAUUAGAAGCUGAUGGUUUGGUCGGUAACGUCCAGCGCGUCAUCCGCAGCUGCUAUGAUCAGCUGGGAAAUCCAAUAACCGGACAGAGUUCCGACUACUAUUCCAAUACGGCAGUUAACAUCUUCUCUUCUUACUCCGAUGUGAGGGACCGAGACCUGCGCCCUAUGACCCAGCAUGACCUAGAGGUUUUCCGGAAGGAGGCGAAAGAGGUCAAUGCCGAAGCUGCCUGCCGCAAUUUCAUCAAGCAGUGUUACGAGAGAUCAUACAAUGAAGCAGACCUGUUUGCAAAGAUAUUCUCAAUCGAACCGCAGUACAGUAUGGACAACCAAUCUGCCUAUGCAGCUCUGAAGACGCAGCAGAAGGCUCUCGUCAACGCUGCAAAUAUCGCCCCAAUCGCCACGACUCUGCAGUCGGUAUUGCAGACCAGCGAACUCCAGACAUCUUGUAAUCUGCUCGGGUGGAUCACCAACGAGUAUCUCCUUUUGGAAUAUGACGAGGACGAAACGCGCUAUGCAGUGCACUGUCAUGAAGUCACCGCGAGACUACUCAUGGAACAUAUUUGGCCAUUCAUUGACAGUCUCUUCGAAGCUGAGGUCACAAAAUCUAUAUCUAGGGCUCCCAUCACUCCUGGAUCUUUGAAGAUUACCCCUAUUACCGAUGGCCUCGCAUCGUCCAAUGCUCAUCCAAUUGCGGCGCGGGCACUUGGACUCUUGGCCAUGUACGAUCAAGCAAUGCCGAAGGAGCGGAGUCAAAAGUCCAGUCCUGUGAUAUUUCGCAUCGUGAACGAGACCAUCCUCGCCUUGCAGCGAGCGGAGUCUCGCCUGAAGACUAAUAGGGCAGCCAACCCUGAGCCUGAUCCCGACUUGUUCAUGAUCAAGAACCUUCUCAUCCUCAAGAACGGUUUGGUGUCGCUCGAGAUUGGUGACGUUAGAUCGCAGCCCACCGCAAUGCAGCACUUUGGCCAAAUUUGGGAUACCCUGAGCCCUCAGAACUGGAUGGGUCUAUUCCGCGGUAUCCUUGGUGGUUCUCUCUCGCUCGGACUGUGGUCGUCGACCGCAAACGCUGCACCCGCUAUCAAUGGAAAAACUGCGCCGGGACGCAAUCAACCUCAACCAGAUCAGGAUGCGAGCGAGAAGCUGGACGAGCUCCUACGGCAGAGCAUCUACGCCUUCACACAACGAUGGGGUACCCUGAUUCAUGCGGCAAUGGGUGGUAAGCGGGGUGCUCAGAGUCUGGCUACCACGGAGAAGGAGCUGGACGAGAAGCUGAUGACUGCGUUUGGUGGCCAGCCUGAGGUUGUCGCUAAAUUGAAGGAGGCCAUACAGAUUAAUGCUCAAGCUCAGAGCGAGGUCAAAGCGGAAAGGGGCUCUAGGUAG
This is a messenger RNA of Anthostomella pinea, 2319 nucleotides long. The record is from the annotation of a GenBank genome assembly. NCBI's taxonomy places the organism in Eukaryota, Fungi, Ascomycota, Sordariomycetes, Xylariales, Xylariaceae.